GCACCAAAGCCGGCGGUUUGAGGCGUCUUUGCCAACAGCAAGCUAUUAACGCAAUGGGACUUCAGGCUGGCUUGGCUAGCAGAGGUUAUCCAGUGUGCCGAAGGGCUUGACCAGCCAGCAGAAGAGCUGCAAAAGAUCCUGAAAGGGCUGGAAAGAGGCGCAUCUCCUCUCGGGUCACUAUGGAAACCAUGCAAAGGCAAAUCCAUUUGGCUUUCCUUGUGUUCCCACUGAUGGUGUUUGGGGCUCCCAGGGAUGAGGCUAGCCCCCCACAGUUUACAACCACCCUGAGUGGCUGCCGCCGUUGCUGCGACUCCCUGGAUGCCCCAGGCUCCUCGGAGACCAAUUCUGGUACAAACAGCCCUAGCUCAGUUCCCUAUAUAGUGCCAGAGGUCCGUCCGUAUAUCAACCUCACCAUUCUGAAAGGAGACAAAGGAGAUCAAGGAGAGCCUGGGAUUCCUGGGAAAUGGGGCAAAGAAGGACCCCCUGGUGAACGGGGAGCUCAGGGCCCGAAGGGGAACAAGGGACAGAUGGGUGCCCCAGGGGAUCCUUGUAAGCACCAGUAUGCCGCUUUCUCUGUCGGCCGUAAGAAGGCCCUCCACAGCAGCGAGGGGUACCAGGCCUUGAUCUUUGACACCGUCUUUGUGAAUCUCUAUAGCCACUUUGACAUGUUUAAGGGCAAAUUCUACUGCUACGUGGCUGGCCUCUACUUUUUCAGCCUCAAUGUCCACACUUGGAAUUUCAAGGAGACCUACAUGCAUGUCAUGAGGAACGACCAAGAAGAGGUCAUCCUCUAUGCCCAGCCCAGCGACCGCAGCAUCAUGCAGAGCCAGAGCCUGAUGCUGGAGCUGCGGGAGAAUGACGAGGUCUGGGUGCGCCUCUACAAGCGAGAGCGUGACAAUGCCAUCUACAGCGACAACGUGGACAUCUACAUCACCUUUAGUGGCUACCUGAUCAAGCCCAGCCUUGAGUAACUUCUUUCCUUCUAAGCACUUCUUCUGCUUCCUGUGCAUUCUGUUCACUGCCUGCAACUGCUGCGAAGCACACACAGAAGAACUGGAAGGAUCUGAGCAUUUGGGGGACAUUUUUUAGAGAAUGCAGUGCUGAGAAAAGAGCAGAUGCUGCCUUUCUGGGCAGGAAGGUGUAAUUAGUUCAAGAAAAAUUUCCUGCGGACCUCUGUAACCCUGCUCACUUUGGAGGAGACUCUGAAGUUGACAGUGGGAGUUUCCAAGUUAACCAAAUCCUUCUCAACUGCUAUAUCUCAGGCUUUGCCUUUGCUUGAGUGUUAAUACACAGGUGUUCUGGUGGUGAUUUCCUAAUCGGUGGCACUCUUGUUGGCACGAAGGGGGAAAAGUUUUACUUGUUGAGUUGGACUGUCUAAGGCAAGUUAAAUAUUUAUAAAAUUUUGAAGCCACAUAAUAGCUCAACAGCCUGCAAGGUGCUUGACAAUAAUCUGUUUUCGCAGCAAAAGCCACUUUAUUCAGACCCUGCUGGGCUGCCAUACAUGGCAGGUCACAAGUCGUGCAGGCCUCAUCUUGUCCAAUCCAAUAAAAGUUGAGUUCGCCAACCUCUGUGUAGGUAGAGGCCCAUCCUCCAUGAACUAAUAACAAU
Molecule: messenger RNA, 1608 nt
Organism: Heteronotia binoei (common prickly gecko)
Lineage: Eukaryota; Metazoa; Chordata; Lepidosauria; Squamata; Gekkonidae
Gene: C1QTNF6
Product: C1q and TNF related 6
Exons: 3
Coding region: 180-971 (263 amino acids)
Molecular function (GO): protein binding
Source: RefSeq, a predicted model, not a curated record